AUGUCUCCGCUGCACUGCCAUCGCGACGACAAGGCUCUGUCCCCAUCACAUCGCCGCUAUUCUCGCAUGUUUGCAUCGCCGUUAGGCAGACUCUUCUACCAGUCCUUGGCUGCGCUUCAUCCUUCUGCACCUCGUCAAGCCUGUCAGUCCAGCUCGGCUGUCCACGCAGUAGGCUGGGGUGAGGAGACACUGAGCCUCAGGCCUAAGGUACUGGAUCGUUGCCGCGCUACCUGCUCAUGGGCUCGCCCGGGAACUCGGGGCGUGGCUUGGUCUUUCAGUUUUACAGCGCCCUCAUCGUUCUCUCUCGCGGGCGUUCAUCAGAUGCGCCGUCGCUCUCCACAAGCUUCUACCGCUCAACAGCCAACAAAAGUCCCCCCUCGAAGCUACCAUAGUCGCGUACAUACCUACUACGAGCUGCUGCCCGCCCCUCUGGAACAUCACACCCACGAGUCUGGACGCCACCUCACUCGAGCAAACGUUGACUGUCACCAUUGGUGGCGUUCCACUUGUGGCAAGCCCACGCUGCUCAUCGCUGUUUCAAGUCACUUCGGUGGCCAUCCGUGGCCUUGCACCAACGCCUCCAUGUUGCGGCUGGUUUCCGUGGUGGUCGAACUGCAUCUGACGCCCGGCAGCAUCUCAGGCCGUGAGUCGGCAUCCUGA
Messenger RNA from Colletotrichum abscissum, 660 nucleotides. RefSeq lists its product as uncharacterized. Bases 1 to 660 code for a protein of 219 amino acids. The record is from RefSeq and is a predicted model, not a curated record. The transcript is spliced from 4 exons. Lineage: Eukaryota; Fungi; Ascomycota; Sordariomycetes; Glomerellales; Glomerellaceae.